GUUUAUUUGGGCAAUGUGUGUGUGUGUGUGUGUCCGUGAGCGUGUGACAGAGAGCAACAAGAAGAUCGGAGAACAUUGAAAUUUAGCAAACAGAAAUACAGGCAGAUUCACAGAUGCUUUGCUGUAUCUGUCAAUUCUACGCUGGCUUUUGAAUGGGAUUUAUGAACUGACUGAACAUAGGAUUCGUAUCUCAGAGAUGGAGAAGCUGUUUGCCAGAGCUCUUUAUGACAACAUAGCCGAAACUGAAGAUGAGCUGGCUUUUCACAAGGGUGACAUCAUCGUGGUUCUGGAGAAGAACGUGGCGGAGAGCAUCGGCUGGUGGAAGUGUGCUCUUCAUGGGCGUCAGGGCCUGGCACCGGCGAACCGCCUGGCUCCGCUUUCCCCAGCAGAGGCUGAGAAACUUUGCGUGAACAAACAGAUACAAACAGGUACAGAGAGGGACUGCUUGACCAACCACUCCAAUCAGAACAUCUAUCAAACCCCAAAAGCUAGAAGGACACCAGCGAUACCGAUUUAUGAAGAGAUGAGUACGAUAUAUAACGUGCCACUUCAAGCCGCCUCUUCACCAGAUAAGCACAAGGCACAAAAGGAUCUAAGAGAAACCGGGUCUCCUCAAGUCGGUUUAACUGCCAGACAUGGUGCCGAAAUAUAUGAUGUCCCAAGCCUGGUGAGAAAACCCUCGUUGUUCACACCAUCUAUGCUGCAGCCUUUGGAAACGUCAAACACAGAAUUUCAUAAUAGAUAUGAACAGCUACAAAGUAUGAGAUGUCCGACUGCAACCAAGAAAAAGACAGAAACCGAAUCAAUUAUAUUUUUGAAUUAUUGUUGCCAAAUUACCCCGACGACUUCCCAAGACCCCAAUUAUGACAUCCCAGUGCCCUCCAUCAGUGAGGAAACUCAAAAGCCUCUUUGUGGUUAUAGUACCAUGCCGAAGCCCUGUAAGUCUGAAUGGAUUUAUGACGUGCCUGUUUUCCCACAAAAACAAGGAUGUGAUACUUGUUACUAUGGCACCAUGCCACCCAAAACUAUGAAUUCAAACAAGCCCCUUUAUGACACUUUGCCAAAUCACAAGUGGCCUGAAAAGGCCAGGCACAGCCCCAUUCAGCCCCUCUAUGACAUCCCUAAACCGAGCAAUGCAGUGGUGCAGUCUUGUACAGAUAUUGGGGAUGCAACAACUUCAUGCAUCUAUGAUGUCCCACCCGGUCUUAAACAAAGAGAGAGCACUGUAGUGUUACAUAGAAAGCCAAGGCUUCCAGAAACAGACUCUAAAAAGAACCGUGAAUCUCUUGAGUACAGUGAUAAACCUGGACCCAUGCACGACCAACUUCAUCAUUGGCCCUCAAGGGGCAGAACGAUGUCCAGGCAGCCUGGGACAAUUAGAAGGGAUGACGAGGACAACAAAAACCACCAGAGGAGCUCAACGCUGUCCACCUCCUCCACAGCUUCCAGUUCUUCCAGGAGCUCAUGCGACUCCUUCAUGUUGAGUUCUCCUGAACCUGAGCCCUUGCGUGAGGUCACACUUUCACAGGAAGAAGCCAGCAACAGGUUGCUUGAGCUGCAAGAAGCAGUGUGCCAAACUGUGCCCAAGCUUAUGCUGUUUGUCAGCAGCCAGUGGAGAACCAAAGAACAUCUGAGUCAGCACCUUCAUGAGAUCCACAUGGCCACCAAAGAUGUGACUGACUCUGUCACCUGCUUCUUAAACUUCGCCUUGGAUGUCAGAGGUAACGCUCAACGGCUGACAGACUUUAACCUGCAGACCAGGCUUCUGAAGCAGCUCUCUAUGCUCGUUGAGGACUCGGGCUUGAUCCUUCAGCAGGCUGCAGGGACUCUGCAAGAUCUGGGCUGGCUCCUGGACACGCUAGCUCAGGAUGAAGGCCAGUCGCAGACGCCUGACCACCUAGAGCGCUUUGUUAUGGUGGCUCGAACCGUACCAGAGGAUGUGAAGAGGCUGGUAUCCAUCCUGAAUGCAAAUGGAAAGCUUCUUUUCAGAGUCCCGGCUAAGGAAACAGUGGUGGACAACAUAGACCAUUAUGAGAGGAGAAGUCACAGUAAAAGUGAACCGAUGGUAGACUCAGGAAUAGAUGAAAGUGACUAUGUACAACUUCAGACAAAGACAGAGUUCAACCAACAGCCAAAGCCAGCAAAAAGCAGUUUUAAAUCAAAGAAGAAUGGCGAUACCUUGAAAAAACAGGUUUCCAAAUCGCAGUCCGUUAACCCCUGCAGUCCACUCCAGACCUCCAGGAAGCCUUCCAUCUCUGACCACUGCCGGCUGUUUGGAGCUAUUCAGAAGGCCAUCAGCGUGUUUAUAAGUAGCCUGGAUGAUGGCCAGCCCCCCGAAAAGUUCAUCUCCCACAGCAAGCUGGUCAUCAUGGUGGGCCAAAGACUUGUGAACGCUCUGUGUAGCGAAGCUAAAAAUCGAGAGGCCAGCAGGGAAAUGUUAUCUAUGAGCAAUCAGCUGUGUGCCCACCUCAAGCAACUGGCCAUGGUGACCAAGAAGGCAGCUAUGAACUUCCCAGACACUGCUCUCCAGGAGGUGCAGGACAUUGCCAAAGAGUUGGCUCAAAGGCACAACUUCAGAAUGUCACUGGACGUCUGAGCAGCAGUUUGCCAUCUGUCUGCCCAGUUUAUCGUGUGGAGGUGGUCUCUUGAAGAUAACAUGGUAUUUGUGAAAUAUCUCAAUUUGUGUGAUUUGUAUGCGAGUCUAAACCAGCCACCCUUAAAACAAGCUCCUAUUUUUGUUAGUCUGGAUGAGGAGGCACUGUUAAAAGUAACAAAGAGACAUCUUAUAAUUAUGACCUCAGAUAAUGACAUUGAUGUGUUUACAUGCACAACGGUAUGCUGAUGUAUAAACAGCAGUUAAGGUGUUUACAUAUAGAUAUUAAAGAGGUGUUGCGAUCAGGUUUUGCGGUCACAGUAGUACCAUAUAAAAGAACAUUGUUUGAAGUGUUUGCAUGGAUUUGUGUCGUUGUUGGGUUAUUAAUCAAUAUUACUGUAUCAUUGUGCAUGUAAACACAUAAAGCCAACGCAGAAAACGUGCUAGUUGCUGCGAAGA
Puntigrus tetrazona (Sumatra barb) is the source of this 3052-nucleotide messenger RNA. It is a transcript of the gene cass4, whose product is annotated as Cas scaffold protein family member 4. Gene Ontology annotation, biological process: cell surface receptor protein tyrosine kinase signaling pathway; cell migration. NCBI's taxonomy places the organism in Eukaryota, Metazoa, Chordata, Actinopteri, Cypriniformes, Cyprinidae. Gene Ontology annotation, cellular component: plasma membrane; cytoplasm. Gene Ontology annotation, molecular function: protein binding. The record is from RefSeq and is a predicted model, not a curated record.